AUGACGACACUCUUCAUCGCUUUAGACGAUCAGCCGAGCCAAGAGGAUGUUUUACGCCAGUCUGAGCACUACCUCUGCCAUCAGCAGGCUACAGAGCAAAGUGGGCAGGCUGCAAAAACCUUGCUGCGCCUCUUCUUCAGCACGGUCGACGAGCUGGUUGCCUAUUUUGAGCAGGACGAUUCGCUGGCAGCUGUUCUUGUGCGCGCUUCGUGGGAAGCGUUCCUUGUUGGAGGGCUUCUCGAGGCAAGAAUCCUCGGCAAACGCGUCGCAUCGGACAACAAUGCGCCCCAAGCGAGUCAUUCCUUCGCCGACUGGAUACGCGACAAGAGUGGCAUCGGGGUUGCUUACGUGCUGGCAGUGUUCAAGCCGGACAAGGACGAAGCGAUCGAAAUGGAUCGCUGGCUGGCCUGCAUCACCGAUCUGCAAAGCUACACGUCGUUUGUCAACGAUGUCAUGUCUCUACGCAAAGAGAUUCUCACCGGAGACGGAGGCAACUAUAUCAACAUCAAGACCCGCAUCAGACAUCUCUCGGGCGAGGAAGGGACUGCUCGAGCGGACAAGAAAUUUUGCAUACGCGACAUGCUGAACGAGUCGGUUGCCGAGGCGGAAAAGGCUGCGAACAACAUCGACGCUCUGAUCGAGUACGCGGCGCCCGCUAAACUACCUCUCUGGCAAGCGUAUCGCCAUGGAUAUAUUCAAUUUCAUCUCGAGAAUCCUCGCUACCGUCUCAAGAACGUAGCAGGUGCACUGCGCGGCCUACAUUGA
Ceraceosorus bombacis is the source of this 765-nucleotide messenger RNA. NCBI's taxonomy places the organism in Eukaryota, Fungi, Basidiomycota, Exobasidiomycetes, Ceraceosorales, Ceraceosoraceae. The record is from the annotation of a GenBank genome assembly.